AUGGAUACAACCAGAGAAAAGGAAAACGGGUUCCUUCUCGCAGACUGUUUGAACCUAUCUUCCUGUAACAAUUCUCCAGUUAAACGUAUUCAACUCAAUAAGAAUAAGUUUACUCAUUUUGAUAAAACUUCCUCUUCAACAGGUUCAAUCAUUGUCCCUGAUGAAGAGUAUGGUAAACAAUCUUCAAAUACUUUGGAAUAUCAAGCAAAUUUGAAAAAUAAAGCUGUCAAAGUAAGAAACAAACAACAAAUGGAUAGAAUAAAUGAAGUUUUGUGCCAAUUACAAGCAUUAUCGUUACCGAAAUUCGACUCGUCAUUGAACUAUCAACUGCAGUUUAGACAAUCAUUAAGGGUUGAUGGGAAUAAAAUUGCAAAUUAUUUUUCACUACUUGAAUUAAUAAGUGACUUAAUCGACCAAAUUAAUCGAAUGGAACGAAAUUUAGAUCUUUAUGAGGUUAAGAAAAAAAUCCUAUUGAAAGAUAUCACCCUGUUGAUAAAUGAAGAUGAGUACCUACAAAAUUCGAAAGUAAAUUCUGAAUCUAACUCUAAAAUUCACCAACCUUCUGGAGACCAGUUAGAAAAUCUUUUUGAUUAUUUAACAGUGAAAGAGAAGUUGGAUAAACUCUCAAAUACAAGUGAUACCGAUGAGGAUUUUUCGGCUACAGAUUAUGACUUCCGUUGA
Molecule: messenger RNA, 681 nt
Organism: Hyphopichia burtonii NRRL Y-1933
Lineage: Eukaryota; Fungi; Ascomycota; Pichiomycetes; Serinales; Debaryomycetaceae
Exons: 1
Coding region: 1-681 (226 amino acids)
Source: RefSeq, a predicted model, not a curated record